AUGGCUAGCAGCAGUACGAACACCAAACAACCGCUCUCACGCCCGUCAUCCGUGACCUCCUUCAACGCCACGUCGACGAACAAGACACGCCAGUAUGCUCAUCUCCACGCGCAGCUUGCCCAGCUCAAUGCACAUCUCGCUGACACGGAGAACCUCGUGCGCAUGACAGCUGUGCAGGCGCAGGACAUGCGAUUCCUCGGCGGCUAUGUUGGGGCUUUGUUUAUGGGCAGUGCUAAAGUCCUCGGCGAAGAGAGCGUGCAGGGCAAGGAGAGAGCGGCUGAUGACGCCGCGAAAUGA
Molecule: messenger RNA, 297 nt
Organism: Exophiala bonariae
Lineage: Eukaryota; Fungi; Ascomycota; Eurotiomycetes; Chaetothyriales; Herpotrichiellaceae
Exons: 1
Coding region: 1-297 (98 amino acids)
Biological process (GO): attachment of spindle microtubules to kinetochore
Cellular component (GO): DASH complex
Molecular function (GO): microtubule plus-end binding
Source: RefSeq, a predicted model, not a curated record